AUGGCCGAUAUAUUGCCGGUGGAAGUUCCUGAUGAUUUCACUCGAUGCCGCAACCGAAAUCACACUGGGAAGCUAUGUCCGAUACCAGAUGACUUACGCUUUGCCUAUGGUAGAACUGCUGGAUUCCGUUACAAUUCCGAUAUUUUACCUUUUGUGGUCUUUCGUAUGGGCUAUCUGGCAGGUCUUCGAGCACGAGAGCUGAAUCAAGCAGUUGGCGUAAUGAUUACUGCUAGCCACAAUCCAGCUAAAGAUAACGGUGUCAAGAUUGUGGAUCCCAAAGGAGAAAUGCUCGCCACUGAAUGGGAGAAAUACGCUUCGGAACUUGUGAAUGCUAGUGACGAACAGCUGCCUACGGCUGUCCGAGCUUUGGAAGUUCAAAUAGCGCCAAGAGCUCCACACCCAAACGCUUUGGUGAUAUGUGCUAUGGACUCACGUGAUAGUGGGCCACACCUUAUUGAAGCAGCAAAAGCGGGUGCGGCCCUUAUGGGUGUGGCUUAUGAAAGUCAUGGUGUUCUAACUACGCCGCAGCUUCAUUACAUAGUGAGGUGCAAGAACGAUCCUAGUUUCGGUGAUGCACGGGAAAUUGGAUACUACGCCCGGAUAUCAGACGCGUUUAAGAAACUUCUCAAGAGAAGUCAGAACUAUUCACCUGAUUUGAUACUUGACUGUGCAAACGGUGUUGGUGGUGAGAAGAUGCGAAUGCUGCACCGCUUUCUACCUGACGAUUCGCUAAAUAUCCAGUUCAGAAAUGAGGAUGGCGAACUUAAUCACGAGGUCAGUGGAUUGAUUUUCAAUUUACUUCACUAUCUACUAUGUUGUUACUAUGCAUGUUUUGGUUUCCAUGCAACUGUCAUAAGGGUUUAC
Ostertagia ostertagi is the source of this 864-nucleotide messenger RNA. Lineage: Eukaryota; Metazoa; Nematoda; Chromadorea; Rhabditida; Trichostrongylidae. The record is from the annotation of a GenBank genome assembly.